Thermochaetoides thermophila DSM 1495 is the source of this 1272-nucleotide messenger RNA. Its product is annotated as putative GTPase activating protein. The transcript has 2 exons. The coding region runs from base 1 to 1272 and encodes 423 amino acids. Gene Ontology annotation, biological process: activation of GTPase activity; nucleocytoplasmic transport. The record is from RefSeq and is a predicted model, not a curated record. Gene Ontology annotation, molecular function: GTPase activator activity; small GTPase binding. NCBI's taxonomy places the organism in Eukaryota, Fungi, Ascomycota, Sordariomycetes, Sordariales, Chaetomiaceae. Gene Ontology annotation, cellular component: cytosol; nucleus; perinuclear region of cytoplasm.
AUGGCUGCCUCCACGAAAAUCUUCUCCCUCGAGGGGAAGGGCCUGAAGCUCGAUACGGCCGAGGACCUGGAGCCCCAUAUCGCUGCCCUGCGCGCCCUGGACGACGUGGAGGAGGUGCGGCUGCUGGGCAACACGCUGGGCAUCGGCGCCUGCAAGCUGCUUGGCGAGGUGCUCGCGACAAAACAGACACUGCGGGUCGCCAACUUCGCCGACAUCUUCACCGGGCGCCUUCUCAGCGAGAUCCCGGAGGCGCUCAAGGGGCUCCUCACCCCAAUCAUCAACCUGCCGAAGCUCAACACUAUUAACUUGAACGACAACGCAUUUGGGUACAACCUCAGGAAUGAGCUUGUAGACUUCCUGUCUCAGCACGUGCCGCUGCAGCAUCUGUACCUCAACAAUAACGGGCUGGGCCCUCACGCUGGCAGCGCAGUGGCGGACGCGCUGGUCGAGCUCCAUGCAAAGAAGGAGGAGGCGCGCAAGCGCGGUCAGGAGGUGCCCGAUCUGGAGACGGUCAUCUGCGGGCGCAACCGCUUGGAGAGCGGCAGCAUGGCGUCAUGGGCCAAAGCGUUCAAGUUGAACAAUAAAGUUCGCGAGAUCAGGAUGGUGCAGAACGGCAUCCGCCAGGAGGGCAUUGAGCAGCUGUUGCGCGAUGGCCUGAGCCACGCUAAGGAGCUGCGGGUUUUGGACCUGCAGGACAACACCUUCACCGUGUCGGGUGCCAAAGCCCUAGCCGAAGUGCUGCCCAACUGGACCGAACUGGUUGAGCUCGGCGUCAGCGACUCGUUGCUCAAGGCCAAGGGCGGUCUGUUGGUUGCGGAUGCCCUCGCUCACGGCUACAACAAGAAGCUGGAGGUGCUGAAGCUUCAGUACAAUGAAAUCAACUCUGCCGGCGUUAAGGCGCUCUACGAUGCUGUGCGUGGUUCACUGCCGGCACUCAAGCGCCUGGAGCUCAACGGCAACCAGUUCAGCGAGGACGACAAGUCUAUCGCUGCGCUGCAGGAGCUGUUCGAGGAACGCAAGGAGAAGUUCGGUGGUGACAUCGUGCACGAGGACGAGUGGGGCCUCGACGAGCUAGACGAUCUCGAGGAAGAGGAAGAAGAGGAAGAAGAAGAAGAGGAGGAGGAGGAGGAGGAAGAGGAGUCAGAGGCCGAGUCUGAGGAGGAGCAAGAAAAGGACGAUGUUGAGGCGAAGGUUGCCGAGAAGGAGGCGGCUGAAGCGAAAGAGAAGGCCAUGGACGACCUCUCAAAGAAGCUAGAAAAGACAAGCAUCUAA